This is a messenger RNA of Vicugna pacos (alpaca), 933 nucleotides long. RefSeq names its product olfactory receptor 4C11-like. NCBI's taxonomy places the organism in Eukaryota, Metazoa, Chordata, Mammalia, Artiodactyla, Camelidae. The record is from RefSeq and is a predicted model, not a curated record. Gene Ontology annotation, molecular function: olfactory receptor activity; G protein-coupled receptor activity. Gene Ontology annotation, biological process: G protein-coupled receptor signaling pathway. Gene Ontology annotation, cellular component: membrane.
AUGCAGCAAAACAGCACUGGAACUGAGUUCAUACUGUUAGGAUUGACACAGGAUCCUGAGAGGCAGAAGAUGGUGUUUGUAAUCGUCUUUAUUUUCUAUGUGGGAACCUUGGUGGGGAAUUUGCUUAUUAUUGUGACCAUCAAGUCCAGCCGGACCCUUGGGAGCCCCAUGUACUUCUUCCUAUUUUAUUUGUCCUUGGCUGAUACCUGCUUUUCAACUUCAAUAGCCCCCAGACUAAUUGUGGAUGCCCUGUCUGCCAAAAAAAUCAUAUCUUACAGUGAGUGCAUGACCCAAGUCUUUGCACUGCAUUUCUUUGGCUGCAUGGAAGUCUUUGUUCUCAUCCUCAUGGCCAUGGAUCGCUACGUGGCCAUCUGCAAGCCCCUGAAUUAUCUGACCAUCAUGAGCCAGCAAGUCUGCGUCAUCUUGAUUGUUCUUGCAUGGAUAGGGUCUUUUAUACAUUCCAUGGCUCAGAUUAUCCUGGCCUUGAGACUGCAUUUCUGUGGACCCAAUCUGAUUGAUCACUAUUGCUGUGACUUGCAGCCUUUGUUAAAACUUGCCUGCAUGGACACCUACGUGAUCAAUCUGCUGUUGGUGACUAACAGCGGGGCCAUCUGCUUAAGCACUUUAGUAAUUCUGAUGAUCUCAUACAUUGUUAUCUUGCAUUCUCUGCGAAACCACAGUGCAGAAGGGAGGAAGAAAGCUCUCUCCACUUGCACUUCCCACGUCAUCGUAGUUGUCUUAACUUUUGGUCCAUGCAUAUUUAUAUACACACGCCCCCCAACCACUUUCCCCGUGGACAAAAUGGUGGAAGUAGUUUAUACGAUUGUAACACCUUUCCUCAAUCCAAUCAUCUAUACACUAAGGAAUGGAGAAGUGAAAAAUGCCAUGAGAAAGUUAUGGCAUGUCAAAAUUACCUCAGAAAGCAAAAGAUGA